GUGUAGGGGGUUGCGCAUUGCCAUCGAAUGUGACGAAACCCGGAAGAAGGAGGCUGACAAUUAAUUUGCGUUCCAAAACAACAGUGCAACGAAAAAAGACAAAUCUAAAGCUUCAGCUCCUAACACACCGCUGUCUGUUGUGUUGUGGCAGAGCCGUGCUGCAGAGCUCUUGUCUUUGGGAAGAUGUCGUGUGGUGGAGCUGGAUCCUGGACCUUUGUUAAAGUCGCAGUCGUGACCGUGUUUCUGCUGAAUCUGGUUGAUUUCACGCAGGCGAAGAACUUUGAAGAUGUUCGCUGCAAAUGCAUCUGCCCUCCAUACAGGAACAUCACUGGCCACAUAUAUAACAGAAAUGUGUCCCAGAAGGAUUGUAACUGCCUUCAUGUAGUGGAGCCUAUGCCGGUGCCUGGUCAUGAUGUCGAGGCGUACUGCCUGCUGUGUGAGUGCAAGUACGAGGAGCGAAGCAGCAACACCAUCAAGGUAACCAUCAUCAUUUACCUGUCUGUUGUGGGUGCACUACUGCUCUACAUGCUGUUUCUGCUGCUGGUUGAUCCUCUUAUCCGCAAACAUGACCCCUACACCCAGCCCCUGCACAAUGAGGAGGACUCUGAGGAGAUGCGUCCGCAGGUGGUCAGCAGCCAGGCGAAAGCGAACACAGUGCUGGAGCGGGUUGAAGGAGCACAGCAGCGCUGGAAAAAACAGGUCCAGGAACAACGCAAGACUGUUUUUGACCGUCACAAGUUGCUUAGUUAAACCCUGCGGAGAUGUUUAGAACAGGUACCUUCAUCUGGCUCAGUGCACUGGAACCAGCUGUACUAUUACUAACUCCACUCUCACGUUCCUCACUAAGAAACGCUUAAACACACUGAUCUAACAAGCAGAUAUUUUCUAUUUAUUAGCUGCAACGCUAUAGGCUAAGUUACAUUUUGCACACUCUUAACGACUACUAUAUAUGGAAUGUCUUGAUAGUAAGAACUUUUCUUGUCUGUUGAGCCAGACUCUGAAAAGCUUUAAGCUUCUUCAUGGUACUUUUUAUCAGCUCCUUGCUGAUAUAUUAUUAUAUUAAGCAUUUCUUCUUGUAGCAUAAAUUAUGAUGUUACCUCUGAACAGGUAAAGCUUUGUGUUUCUGAAUGAUCCGUUUUGCUGAUGAGGUAGAAAUCGAACCCCAUCUGUGCUAUUGCCAAGCAUCGCACAUGUCAUAAUUUGGUACUAAUAAUAAUAAUUUAAAAUAAUAAUUUAUUCAUAUUUUAACUGGGCGUAUUUGUUAUCAUUUGCACUAUUAAUGUGAGUAAAGGCUUGUACAUUUUGGGAUUUGUAAUUUCACGUUCCUUCGCUCUUUCUCUCCUUGUAUAAGCAAAUGUAUCACAACACAGAGUGCACAUGUGGCUCUUAAAGGUCGUUUUUUUCCUCAUCUUGCCAAAUGUAACAGACGGUACGCUCUACCCAACAUCUGCACAUACUGUAUAUCAUCCACUGGGUAAAAGUUUGUUUACCUUUAAUCAUUUACAUUGAAUUUAACUGAAUCUGAACUUUUUGAUCACUGAGUUAAACACAAGGCCACGUUUACACUCUCUGUUUUGCAGUCUAGCUGGAACAUACGUUUCAAUGCAAGGAUAGAUAUGGAGAACGGGGCAUUUAACAGAGCUUUAAGUUCAAACUCAAAUGAAUCACUUCUCUGCCAGUGGAGAAUAACCAGAACCAGUAGAGCUGCUGAUAAUGCGGUGAAGUACGAAUCAGGAGGUCUUUGAACGACCGUCAUGUGCAUCACUAUGUUGUAAGUUCUCCUUUACAUUUUACUACUGAAGCUUAAAUAAGACAGGUACACUGACAUACGUUACAUCAUGCUUAAUACAAACUGAAUUUUAUUUGUUUAUCUGUGAAGCUUUAUUUCAUCAAGUGUUUUUGAUUGAGUUGUGUAUGAUUUCACAUCAGUGGUAUCAGUGUUUUGUAAUUAUAUUUAUUAAUUUCUAGCAUCAACAGAGUAUUUCAGUGCUCAUAUCUAUAUGUUUGGCUUGAUGUGAAAUAAUAAUAAAAAACACU
This is a messenger RNA of Paralichthys olivaceus (Japanese flounder), 2037 nucleotides long. RefSeq names its product transmembrane protein 9 (gene tmem9). Gene Ontology annotation, cellular component: lysosomal membrane. Lineage: Eukaryota; Metazoa; Chordata; Actinopteri; Pleuronectiformes; Paralichthyidae. The record is from RefSeq and is a predicted model, not a curated record.